Messenger RNA from Moesziomyces aphidis, 1932 nucleotides. NCBI's taxonomy places the organism in Eukaryota, Fungi, Basidiomycota, Ustilaginomycetes, Ustilaginales, Ustilaginaceae. The record is from the annotation of a GenBank genome assembly.
AUGCGUCGCUUCCGCCUUUGUACGCUCAACAAAUUUUCGCCGCGCUUCUUUCUUCUCGCCAUCGCCAAUCGCGAUCUACUCGCUCAGCUCAUCGCCGAUUCAGCCCACCUGCCUGCCUCCAUCAUCUACGACCCGGGACUGCUGCUGCUGUGUGUUCCGCACCAGUGGUUCGUCGCGCUCGGAAUCGCCAAAGGCCAGCGCAUCCCCGUCCAGCGCACCAUCCUCGACUCGGAUACGAUCGAAGAGAAAGUCAAAAAGCUUGCCAGCAUGACUCAGAGGCUCGAACAGGAAGUCUCCGCUGCCACGUCCGCCGCGACUGCUGCGCCGGAGGCAGAUGCGGCUCAGUCGACCAAGCGUCCCCUUGAAGACAGUUCCGCUGCCACGGAUGCCACCACGGAAGCGUCCGCUGAAGACAGCGUCAAGAAGGCGCGGUUCGACGACAGCGCCACCCGUGGAGGCAAGAAGAAGUGGGAGCGUCGUGACCGUCGCGGCACCGGCCGCAGCGAUGAGCGCGAGGCAGCCUCCGAGCCGUCCGGAUCGUCGGGCGACCGACUUCCCAAGCGCAAGGUCGCCGUCAAGUUCGGCUACUGCGGUAUCGGCUACUCUGGCCUUCAGAUCAACCCGGGUGUCAAGACGAUCGAGGGCGAUAUCUUUGAUGCCUUCUGCACCGCUGGUGCCGUCUCCAAGGACAACGCGGUCAACCCGAACAAGGUGGGCCUGCAACGCGCCGCGCGCACGGAUCGCGGUGUUCAUGCGGCCGGAAACCUGCUCUCGCUCAAACUCAUCUUGCAACCCGACGGCCUGCAAGAGGGCGAGACGCUGGUGGACAAGGUCAACUCGCUGCUGCCCGAGUUCAUCCGGAUCUGGGGCGUGACGCGUGUGCAGAACGGGUUCAAUGCAAGGCAGAGCUGCGACUCGCGCAUGUACGAGUAUCUGCUGCCCACGUACGUCUUCAUCCCGCCCAAGCCCGGGUCGACCAUGCACGAGAUGCUCAAGCGUCUGCGCGACGAAGAACUCGCCAAACUCAAGGAAUCCAACCCAGAUGCAGACUCGACGUCGCUCGACGAGGUGAUUGCGCAUCCGUUCUGGAGCGCUCACGGAACCGAGCAUGACUUUGCGACCGAUGUAGCCGCCAAGAAAAAGUACCGCCUCUCAGACACCGAGUUGGAGAGGAUCCGGACGAUUUUCGCCAAGUUUAGCGGCUCGCACAACUUCCACAACUUUACCGUGGGCAAGGAGUUUCGCGAUCGGUCGUGCCAGCGAUUCAUGAAGACGCUCACCAUCUCGCCGACCAAGGUGAUCGGCGACUGCGAGUGGGUGAGCAUCAAGCUGCAUGGUCAGAGCUUCAUGCUGCAUCAGAUUCGCAAGAUGGUAGGCCUGCUGGUGUUGGUUGGACGAAGUGGGGCGGGGAUGGGGCUGGUGGAUGAGUGUUUCGGACCCGCACGAGUGCACAUCCCCAAGGCGCCAGGGUUGGGACUGUUGCUCGAACAACCCAUCUUCGAGGCGUACAACAGGAGGAUUGGAAACAACAACGAUAAACUCACCCGGCUCAUGAAAAAGUCCGACAACCCCGGUCUUCAGGAUGAACUCAGGGAGGGUGUAGGCUACAAAGACCACGAGGACCAGAUGACAAAGUUCAAACAGGCCUGGAUCUAUGAUCGCAUCACCGCUACCGAGGCGGACACGGCCGAGUUUGCAAAGUGGCUCAACUAUCUCGACGUCUUCCAGGGCCCAGACUUUGAGUAUCUCAAUCCAAAGGGCGUCAUCCCCGCAAAGGCCAUCGUCAAGGUCGGAGAGUUCCACAGAGACGCAUCAAAACACGCAAAGAAGGACGGCGACCAGCAAGACCAAGACCAGAACCAGGACGAUGACGACGAGGAUAAAGAGGCCUACGCCAUGAAGGGCAACCAACUCGACGAGUACGAGGGCUAA